AUGCCCAAGGGUCCCAUUUCCUCACCACCUCUGCAGCCCAAGAAAGCCCACAGCAUCGUGGACGACGACGCCCCCAUCGACGACUACGAGAACGCCGUUCACGAGUGCGAGAACGAGAAUGAGAAUGUCCACAUGCUGGCCGAUGAGCCAAAUAUUGCUGCUGCGCGGAGGGCAAAUAAGCCUGGUCCGACCAACCCAAAUCAGGAAAAGGGAGGGACUGGGUCGCAGAAUCGGUUGAAGUCGAGACAUUGA
Aspergillus versicolor CBS 583.65 is the source of this 252-nucleotide messenger RNA. RefSeq lists its product as uncharacterized. NCBI's taxonomy places the organism in Eukaryota, Fungi, Ascomycota, Eurotiomycetes, Eurotiales, Aspergillaceae. The record is from RefSeq and is a predicted model, not a curated record. The transcript has a single exon. Bases 1 to 252 code for a protein of 83 amino acids.